Molecule: messenger RNA, 1809 nt
Organism: Phaedon cochleariae (mustard beetle)
Lineage: Eukaryota; Metazoa; Arthropoda; Insecta; Coleoptera; Chrysomelidae
Source: the annotation of a GenBank genome assembly
AUGGCGAGACGGGCUGCGGCGCCAGCAGCGCCCGUCCAACCAUCCACCUCGACUGGCUCCACAAAGAAGGUCGGUGGAUCAGGCAAUGGGUCAACGGACAGGAGUGGAGUACAGGGCUCCUCCAAGGGGAACGUCGAAGCUCCUCCCCCGUGCCCCGCUGCCAAGUCGAAAGAUCCUGGUGACCCGGCCCUGAGAGGAAAGACUCAUGAGUCUACCAAGAGGACCAGGACUCCAGGAUCUACACCCGAUGACGUCACGCGCGCGGGCUCUUCAGUAGGUUCCUCCGGUGGAAACUCCCCCCCACCCAUGCGGACAAGCUCCACCACGGAGUCCUCCGUAACACCAACUCCACAGGCGGGCUCCCCUAUGGGGUCCCCUGCUACCUUACCCACCACAACGGUGGGCUCGACUCCAGGGUCCACCCCUUCCUCCACCCUAGCGGGCUCCUCUGAGGGGUCCGCAACUCCUGUUCCGACGGGCUCCACUUCGGGCAAUUCGAAACAAUCCAAACCCGGCUUUGCGCCUACACUUAGUACAGGCACAUCAGUGGGGCGCUCGCGUUCACUAAAUGUGUCAGAUCUUGCCCGAACCCUUGAAAAGGUGAAGGUUAAAACUAACGUCCGUGGGUCGGACAAAAGGAAGAGGAGAAUGGCGAGACGGGCUGCGGCGCCAGCAGCGCCCGUCCAACCAUCCACCUCGACUGGCUCCACAAAGAGGGUCGGUGGAUCAGGCAAUGGGUCAACGGACAGGAGUGGAGUACAGGGCUCCUCCAAGGGGAACGUCGAAGCUCCUCCCCCGUGCCCCGCUGCCAAGUCGGAAGAUCCUGGUGACCUGGCCCUGAGAGGAAAGACUCAUGAGUCUACCAAGAGGACCAGGACUCCAGGAUCUACACUCAAUGACGUCACGCGCGCACUGGUCAGCUGGGACGCCCCUUUGUCUUCUGCGACAGACCUCCCAGCUGAGGGUCCCAAAGACCAGCCGAUAGAGACAGUCUCCGUCGACGAAGAGACACCCGCAGACGACGACAGACAACCCCCUGCGGAGCCGUCUCAUGCAGAUGAGGAAACCCUCACCGAACUCGACGACGAGACUUUGACAGAGGACAACGUCAACAGUCCUCUGGCAGAGUCCGGUCAGGAAGGGGGCGCCCAGGACGCGAGUCCUGAUGUCGACAUAGCAAGUGUGGUCAAAGAAGUCAUCGGUUCUCAGGAUUUUCUUCAAGUGAUUGCAUCAAUGAUCAAAGACGCAGUGAGUAGUAAAAUUGAUGAAUGCCUAAAAUUCCAUGAAGAAAUAAUAACCAAGUUAGUAUCUGGAAAUAAUAACCUCAAAUUACAAGUCCAUUCGCUAUCAGUGCAGAUGGAUAAGACAGAGCAGUACUCAAGGCGAAAUAAUAUUCUUAUAUUAGGGGUUCCCGAAGAAGAUAAGGAGAAAACCGUGGAUACGGUUAGUACAAUUAUCAAAAGUAAAAUGGAUAUCAACUUGUCUACGGAUAAUAUUGACCGCUGUCACAGAAUAGGUUCUUUCAAAAACAAAGAUAAGAAGAGACCUAUUCUGGUUACCUUUGAUACCUAUAAAACGAAGAAAAUGGUUUUCGAUAAAAAGAAGAAUUUGAGGUCGACUGGAAUCACUUUUAAAGAAGACCUGACACACAUUAGAGUGCGUAUGUACAAAAUGGCAAUGGAAAAGUUGAACUUUAAGAAUGUUUGGUCAAUUGACGGAGCAGUUUUCACAAAAGUGGGAAGCCAGAUCAAGAAAUUCGAAGACCCUUCCAUUCUAGAAGAAUACUUGCAAAGCUUGAAGGGCCCAUGA